AUGAAACAAUCAAUUAUUCAACAUAUUCAAUCUUGUUUACCUUGUCAACAACAUAAUAUUAGUCGUACAAAGAAACCUGAUCAACUUAAUCCAAUUCCAACUCCAGAGGGACCAUUUCAAUUAAUAGGUAUUGCUUAUUGUGGUCCGUUCCAACCAACACCUCGUGGUAAUCAAUAUGUAUUAUGUAUUACUAAUUAUUUUACAAGAUGGAUGACUGCAAUAGCUUUACCUGAUUGUUCAGACCAAACCACGGCUCAAACAUUAUUUAAUAAUUAUAUUUGUCAAUAUGGUGUACCAUUAGCUAUAUUAUCUGAUCAAGGUACUCAUUUUAAAAAUCAACUUAUGGAAUCCAUAGCAAAAUUAAUUGGCUACAAUCAUAUUUUCUCAAGUGUUUAUCACCCACAAAGUAAUGAGAUGAUUGAACGCUUUAAUGCGACAUUCGUUCCUCAAAUUGCCAAACUUCAAGAUCUAGAAAAUAACAAUUGGAAUGAAUUCUUAUCACCAGUGAUAUUUGCUUACAACAUCGACAUCCAUGCAACGACUAAUUAUUCACCAUUUCAACUACAGUUUGGUCGAGAACCACGUUUACCUACUGAUGAACCUUCAUCAUAA
Molecule: messenger RNA, 612 nt
Organism: Rotaria sordida
Lineage: Eukaryota; Metazoa; Rotifera; Eurotatoria; Philodinida; Philodinidae
Source: the annotation of a GenBank genome assembly